AUGCAACCAUCCAAGACCAUUCUUGUGACAGGAGCCUCCGGCUUUGUAGCCGCUCAUAUCAUCGAAGCUUUUAUCUCUGCCGGCUAUGAUGUCCGAGGCACAGUUCGUUCUGAAGCUACGGCGGAGAAGGUCAGGCGUACAUUCCCACGAUACGGCGAACAGCUAAGCUUUGCCAUUGUUCCCGACAUUGUCAAGGAUGGUGCCUUCGACGAAGCAGUCAAAGGCGUCGAUGGAAUCAUGCAUACGGCUUGCCCAGGUGCUACUGAAACAGACAGCAACGAGCGAGAUAUUGUGCAACCUGCUAUCAGCGGGACUAUUAACAUUCUCAAGUCCGCCCAAAAGCAUGGACUUCAGGUCAAGCGCAUUGUCAUUACCUCUUCCUUCGCUUCCAUGAUCGACAUGUCCAAAGGUACCUGGCCCGGUCAUACCUACUCCGAGAAAGACUGGAACCCCAUGACCUACGAACAGGCUGUGAGCGAAGGCACCUCCAGUGUGCAAGCAUAUCUUGCUGCAAAGAAAGUCGCAGAGCGAGCUGCAUGGGACUUUGUCAGAGACGAAAAUACUUCCUUUGACCUCGUGACCAUCUUGCCGCCUAUGAUUUACGGCCCUAAUAUCAAUGCUACACAUGUGUCGCAGUUGAACAUCACCUCAGCUGAUAUAUACCGGUUCAUGUCUCCGGACUCGAAGCCAAGUGAUCCCAUACCUGACAAUGGAUUCUGGUCCUGGGUCGAUGUAAGAGAUGUUGCGCAGGCUCAUUUGAAAGCGUACGAAGUUCCAGAGGCUGGCGGCGAGCGUUUCUUUAUCUGUGCUGGAAAUUACAGUUAUCAACAAAUUGCAGAUAUUUUGCGGGAGAAGGUCCCUGAAGUAAAGGAUCGUGUACCUAUCGGAAAGCCUGGCUCGGGAUUCGGGGGUGUUGAAUUGUAUACACCUGACGCCGGGAAGUCUCAGAGAAUACUUGGGCUUCGUUAUCGAGGCCUUGAGGAGAGUGCUGUCGACUCGGCUUAUGCCUUUUUGGAGCUAGAGAAACACUCAAAUUAA
This is a messenger RNA of Aspergillus oryzae RIB40, 1038 nucleotides long. Its product is annotated as SDR family oxidoreductase. The transcript has a single exon. Gene Ontology annotation, molecular function: oxidoreductase activity, acting on the CH-OH group of donors, NAD or NADP as acceptor. Bases 1 to 1038 code for a protein of 345 amino acids. NCBI's taxonomy places the organism in Eukaryota, Fungi, Ascomycota, Eurotiomycetes, Eurotiales, Aspergillaceae. The record is from RefSeq and is a predicted model, not a curated record.